AUGAAAUUGGAGACGUGUAUGUAUUCAGGAUACAAGAUAUAUCCAGGACACGGAAAACGUGUUGUCCGUCCUGAUGGGAAGGUCCAGAUAUUUCUUUCCGCAAAGGCGUUCAGAUCAACUAAGCUCAAGCGUAGCCCAAGGGAUAUUCGUUGGACUGUUCUGUAUCGCAUUAAGCACAAGAAAGGAUCGUAUGGACAAGAAAGUGUGCAGAAGAAAAAGGUGAAGAAGACCGUGCAAGUUCUUAAUCGUGCUGUUGCGGGGAUGACACUGGAAGCAAUCUUAGCUAAGCGAAAUCAAACCUCUGAUUUUCGACGUCAACAACGUGAACAGGCUGCUAAGGCCGCUAAGGAAGCAAACAGAGCAGCCAGGGCUGCUAAAGCUGCUUUGAAUAAGGUUAGCGUUCAACGGAAAUGGCCUAUUAGUCGGAGUGUCCCUAAACUUCUUAGAAUUCUGCGCAUUGUUAGAGCUCGUUUUACUAUUAUGGAGAAGAAACCAGUUCCACAGAAAAUGAAGCCACCGAAACCCGUUAAAGCUGCCCCACCUCGAGUCGGGGGGAAACGUUGA
Messenger RNA from Angiostrongylus costaricensis, 564 nucleotides. The record is from the annotation of a GenBank genome assembly. NCBI's taxonomy places the organism in Eukaryota, Metazoa, Nematoda, Chromadorea, Rhabditida, Metastrongylidae.